Messenger RNA from Brenthis ino (lesser marbled fritillary), 390 nucleotides. NCBI's taxonomy places the organism in Eukaryota, Metazoa, Arthropoda, Insecta, Lepidoptera, Nymphalidae. The record is from the annotation of a GenBank genome assembly.
AUGCAUUUUACACCUAAAUUCAAAUUUGAAACAAUUUUGCCAACAGGUCGAGCAGUCUUAGAUCGACUGAGCAGCACAACGUUGAGUGAAGUGGCAGUGUCAAGUGAUACAGGAGGCUUGCUGCCCGCGCCUCUAGAUGUAGCGCCGUUUUCUGUGGUAACUGCCAACGCCACUUGCGGGCAGAAUGGCGCUGAAGAGUUUUGUAGAGAAACGCCGGGAAAGCGCGGAAUAGUCUGUGAUGUGUGCGAGGGGCCUGAGGGAUCCUCAUCUCGACGACACCCAGCCUCCCAUGCAGUAGAUGGUGACCCCAACACUUGGUGGCAAAGUCCGGUUAUAAUUGACGACGAGUAUCAACAUGUGGAACUAGUGGCUACCUUGCCUGGGUCGAAG